AUGACCAUUACACCAGUUACCACCAAAAUCAUACAAGUGCCUCAUCUAGGUGGCAUUGACGCUAGCACGUACAUGCCUCGCCCUUAUGACCCCUCGAAGCCUACCCUCGUGCUCUGCAACUCCUUUGGCACAGGCGCAGACCUCUACAGACACCAGUACCAGAACGAAGAGCUCAAUAGACUGGUCAACUUGCUGGCAAUUGAAUUGCUAGGUCAUGGCCAGACCAGAGCAAAGAUUGAAAACUUCACAUAUUGGGACAGUGCGAUUAUGAACUUGCAAGUCUUGGACAAAUUGGAGAUCAAGGGCAGAAUUUUCGUAUUGGGUACCAGCCAAGGUGGAUGGCAGACGGUGAGAAUGGCAUUGUUGGCACCUGAANAGGGUAAGUCACUCCAAAAACACUCGACAAAGAUCAAAGUUAUUGAUGGCAAAACUGUUCAGGUCGCUGGUAUAAUACCUCUCGGCACAUCAAUGGACACAGAAAACGAGCGAACAGUAAAACUCGGCUGCUGGGACGCAAAGCAAAGCCUCACUCCAAUAAUCGACGGCUGGACAACCAACGAAAGUACACCAGACUUUACCCCUCCAGAAGAGUUCUGCCAUUUCAUGAACGCUUCUGGAUUUGGCAAGGAUAUCCCAGCCGAAGAUGGAGAAUUCUGGGUCAAGGCUAUCCAGAAGAACUGGGGUGGUGAUGACGGCCGCAGACGCGCCAGAAUGUGCGCUACCAACUUGCGCGACCGUGACGGUCUGUAUGGUAGAUUAUUUGAUGUGCGAGUCCCGGUGUUAUGGCUGCAUGGAGAUCAGGAUGUGGUGUACAGUGUGGCCAAUGCUGAGGAGGAGAUUAAACUCUUCGUCAACAGUCCUGAUGCAACGCUGCAAGUCAUCGAAGGCGGACCUCACUACCUGAACUACACCAAAGCUAGAGAGGUGGAUACUGCGGUUGUUGGUUUCUUGACCAAGUACGUCAAGCAGGCCAAGCUGUAG
Messenger RNA from Aureobasidium vineae, 981 nucleotides. The record is from the annotation of a GenBank genome assembly. NCBI's taxonomy places the organism in Eukaryota, Fungi, Ascomycota, Dothideomycetes, Dothideales, Saccotheciaceae.